UCAGAGAGGGGGGGGGGGGGGGGGGGAGGGGUGAGCAGCGAGAAGGCAACGGUCGCCGGCGCGAUGAUGUACAGCUCCGACUCCAACCGUGACGAGCCCAUCGCCACCACCACGACGACGGCCACCUCGUCCUGCCCCUCCUCGCCCGCGCAGCCAUCGACGCCGCCGGCCCCUUGCCGCAGGCGCCACCGCACCAGCCGGCGCGGGCACCGCCGGACAAAGAACGGCGACGCGCUGGAACAGCCCGCGGAGGUCGAGGCGGAGGACGUGUGGCGCGGGCUGCAGUGGGAUGCGGCGUGGCCGCGGCGGGCGGUGCGGCCGGUGGUGGUCACCGGCGAGGAUUGCUCCCCGGACUGCGGCGCCGCCGCUGCCGGAGAGGGUGGCGUCGGCAGGGCAAGGAGCCUGACGGACGACGACCUUGAGGAGCUCAAGGGGUGCGUGGAUCUGGGGUUCGGCUUCAGCUACCACGAGAUCCCCGAGCUCUGCGGCACACUCCCCGCACUCGAGCUCUGCUACUCCAUAAGCCAGCGCUUCCUGGACGAGCACCAGCAGCUAAACAAGGUUGAGGAGGCUCCGGCGGCAGCUCCGGCCUCGCCGGUGCAGCCGGUCACCACCAACUGGAAGAUCUCCAGCCCUGGGGACAGCCCAGAUGAAGUGAAGGCGAGGCUUAAGUACUGGGCGCAGGCGGUGGCGUGCACCGUUAGGCUGUGCAGCUGAUCUAUUGCAUAAUCAGUCUUGCAAACGCACGAAGACGAGAAGGGAACUCAUAUCGCUGGAUCCAGAGUAUCUGCUAACAUUACAGGGAUCGCGGCAGGCACCUUAAUGGUCAUCAGUCAUACAAGUUUUGCCCAGAAAUCGCACUGCAUCGUCAUUGUCAUCAUGCUGAUCACAAGCAUAUGAGCAUAUCAUAUUGUUGACCAUUUGAUCUCGUUAACGUCGCUCUGAAAUUUUGCCAAUUUUUUGGAAGCAAGGAGGAUGGGAGAUGAAGAUGUUCAAGGAUUGCUAAGCUAAUUCAAACGGCCAAUUCUGAUGUUCUACUCACAUAUGAAUCCUUGAUCCACCACAGUAUUGGUUCAUGUAAAAAAAAUUGUAUAAUGUAGAUUCAGUCAGAAAUAAUAGCAUUCCAUGCUUAGCUGUAUGUUCUUUUCUUUAGUCUUUGUUCUUUGAAA
Messenger RNA from Phragmites australis (common reed), 1169 nucleotides. RefSeq lists its product as uncharacterized. The record is from RefSeq and is a predicted model, not a curated record. The transcript is spliced from 2 exons. NCBI's taxonomy places the organism in Eukaryota, Viridiplantae, Streptophyta, Magnoliopsida, Poales, Poaceae. Bases 64 to 717 code for a protein of 217 amino acids.